AUGCGCAUCUUCGAGGGCAUCAAAGGGGUUUUUACGACCAUACUCAAAUGUAAGGAGCGUGGCAUUCCCAUGGCUGAAUGCCAUUUGACCGCUUUCAGCAAAGUCGAUAGCACUGAUGACGGCGAUUAUUCCAGCAGAAUAAGUGGAGUCGGUAACUUGAGACCUGAAGUCUACAUCGUUGAUUCCCUUCACAAGGAGUAUUCUCAACCACGAUCUAAAGCCUCAGAUGCCAUGCUGCAAUAUCGCACCGAUCAGCCGUACAUUCUGCGUCCGUACCCCUACCCCGUUGAGGAGUCUGCUUUGCAUUCCAACUCACGCUCGCAAAAACCUAACGGAUCUCCCUCUUCAUUGAGAAGGACCAUUGAACAACAAGGUGUUUACCGCCCCGUGUGGGCAGAUGUUAAUUCGCCUUCUGUAGAUGCGAUUUCUCAGUCAAGCCUUGCAGAGUCUAAUGAACUAUCUUUUCCGAAAGUGAUCCCCAUGUUUUCGGAAACUGAUCCGCAUCUCAGGGAGCCGAGAGUGAGAGGUGAUCCUACUGAGUCGCUCCACCAAAACGCUCAUGACGCUCCUCAUCGGGAACAUGAGCUGCAUUCCGGAAUCUAUGCUGGCUAUGAAGAUCAUGAGGAAGAUCAUGCUUUGAGUCAUACGGGUCCAGGACAUCAUGAAGAAUAG
Molecule: messenger RNA, 672 nt
Organism: Hydatigera taeniaeformis
Lineage: Eukaryota; Metazoa; Platyhelminthes; Cestoda; Cyclophyllidea; Taeniidae
Source: the annotation of a GenBank genome assembly